CGCUUCCGCCGCCCGCCCCGCGCGCACUUCCGGUCGCCGGAGCCCCGCCCCCCAGAGCAGCCGGGAGCGGCCCGCAGCGCCGGGCGCCGAGACGGGGCCAGGGGUUCCGGGGCCGCGGGCACCAUGCGGCCGAGGUGAAAUUCUCCGCUUGACUCUUUCUUUCCUUGGCUGCGUACGGAGCCCCUGCGCUGGCCGGCUCUCUCGCUAAGGCAGGUAGAGUGAGCUCACAAAGGGGGCCUGGGGUCCAGCUGCAGGCACCAGCAGGAAGCCCUUGGCUCGGGCCCACGCUGGCAGUGGCUGGAGAAUGAGUGGGCAGCGUGUGGAUGUCAAAGUAGUCAUGCUGGGGAAGGAGUAUGUGGGCAAGACCAGCCUGGUGGAGAGAUAUGUCCACAACCGCUUCCUCGUUGGACCCUAUCAAAACACGAUCGGGGCUGCGUUUGUGGCCAAAGUGAUGUCCGUUGGGGGCCGGACAGUAACCUUAGGGAUCUGGGACACAGCUGGGUCGGAGCGGUACGAGGCCAUGAGUCGGAUAUACUACCGAGGGGCCAGAGCUGCCAUCGUGUGUUACGAUCUCACAGAUAGCAGUAGCUUUCAGCGAGCUAAGUUCUGGGUGACCGAGCUGCAGAACUUUGAGGAGAACUGCCGGAUCUAUCUGUGUGGCACCAAGAGCGACCUGUUGGAAGAGGACAGGAAGAAUCGGAGCAUUGACUUCCAUGAUGUGCAGGAUUACGCAGAUGAGAUUAAAGCUGAGCUCUUUGAAACCUCCAGUAAGACAGGCCAGAGCGUAGAUGAGCUGUUUCAGAAGGUGGCUGAGGAUUAUGUCCAGCUCAUGGCCUUCCAGGUGAUGACAGAGGGUGAAGGUGUAGACCUGAGCCAGAAGAACAGCACCUACUUCUACAGCUGCUGCCACCACUGAGCGCACCUCCCGCUGCCAAAAUACAACCAGCCUGCUGGGGUAGCAGUUCCUGCUCUUCGGACUGUUUGUUUUCUGCCUGCUGUACGGAACGCCUGGCACCCUGGAGUACGGGAUCCCCCGUGCCUGGCUCUCCCGUCCAUGGGACUUGACAAGCAAAGCUGCUGUGGUCCUACAGGAGAGACAGGCUCUGUUCCACUUUUGGCAGGACUCUGCUGCCUUGUGACGGACACCAGGUGCCUGCACAUUAGUGAAGAGUGUUUGGAAUAGCUGCUUUCCCCAGCUGGCUCCUUGCAGCUCAGGUCAUGUGUAGCUAUGGCCAGUGUGUUCCAUGGGAUAUGUUGCCUGAUUCUUUGUAGGUUAUUUAAAUGGCUUCUAUUAAGUUAUACAAAUGUAAAUAAAGUGCAUUGUGGUCCA
Messenger RNA from Dermochelys coriacea (leatherback sea turtle), 1330 nucleotides. RefSeq names its product RAB24, member RAS oncogene family (gene RAB24). The record is from RefSeq and is a predicted model, not a curated record. Gene Ontology annotation, molecular function: GTP binding; GTPase activity. The transcript is spliced from 9 exons. NCBI's taxonomy places the organism in Eukaryota, Metazoa, Chordata, Testudines, Dermochelyidae. The coding region runs from base 305 to 916 and encodes 203 amino acids.